This is a messenger RNA of Ostrea edulis (European flat oyster), 2534 nucleotides long. Its product is annotated as activator of 90 kDa heat shock protein ATPase homolog 1-like. Gene Ontology annotation, molecular function: ATPase activator activity; protein-folding chaperone binding. The record is from RefSeq and is a predicted model, not a curated record. The transcript has 9 exons. Gene Ontology annotation, cellular component: cytosol. Bases 175 to 1200 code for a protein of 341 amino acids. Gene Ontology annotation, biological process: positive regulation of ATP-dependent activity; protein folding. Lineage: Eukaryota; Metazoa; Mollusca; Bivalvia; Ostreida; Ostreidae.
UUCUAGAAAAUUCGCUUCUAGGUGGUGUUGUAGGCUAACUUCCGACAAAAGUUCUGGAUAGAGCAUGCGAGAACUGUUCAACAAACCAUCAACACUGAAUAAGGGAAGCCUUUGCGAUUUUAGAAGAAUAAAAGUGGAAAGUUUAUAGGGUGACGUGUAGGAUCAUUGAGCAGAAUGGCAAAGUGGGGAGAAGGAGAUCCACGGUGGAUUGUGGAAGAAAGGCCAGAUGGAACUAAUGUAAACAACUGGCACUGGGUGGAAAAGAAUGCCACAAAUUGGUCGAAGGACAAACUAAAGGAGCUGCUGACUGGAGUUGUAGUGGAGGAUGAGAAACAUUUUUGUGAACUCAAAGAAGUAACAAGUAUUGAAGGGGAGGCAUCUACUAAUAACAGAAAAGCUAAAUUAAUCUUCUUCUAUGAAUUUGUUAUCAAAGGGGAAUGGUCAGGUAAAUUCAAGGACAGUGAGAAGAAAUUUAAAGGCAAAUUUGAAAUACCUAAUCUUAGUGAAGAAAAUGAUACAGAUGAAAUUGAUUUCAAUGUUACAAUCCCCAAGGACACAGAUGAGGGGUACAAAGUAAAGGAAUUUCUCCGGAAGACUGGAGUCGCGGUUGUCAGACAAAAGAUGGCAGAAUAUUUAAAUAAUUUAAAGAAUGAGUUCAGCAAAGGUGUUAUCUUGCCAACCAAAGGAGGACAACAAACAUCUGCGCAGACUGCAGCAGCGGCUAAUAAAGCCAGAGAAGAGAUGAACAAAUUGGUCAUAGAUCCCAAAGCCUCCAAACCUCUAGGUGUAAAGAUCCAUACCAAAAAAAUUGUGGGGAAGGAAGAGUUUAAGUGUCGAGCAGAGGACCUAUAUAGAGCCCUUACUGAUGUUCAGAUGGUUCAGGCAUUUUCUGCCAGCCCAGCUGAAAUGGAGGUUGAAAAAGGAGGACAGUUUUCUCUGCUCCAUGGAAAUAUAAUAGGGGAGUUUGUGGAUUUGGUACCCAAUCAGAAAAUUGUGCAACGAUGGAGAGUGAAAUCGUGGCCAGCUGCUCAUUAUUCAACAGUGACAUUUGAAUUUGAUGAAAAAGAUGACUGUACAGUACUUAAUUAUACACAAACUGGAGUCCCUGACUCAGAAUACGAGAAAACAAAAGAAGGCUGGGUUAUAAAUUAUUGGAACAGAAUGAAACAAGUGUUUGGAUUUGGAUCCAGUAUAUACUGAUGAAUGUUUUAAUUUUCCAAGAUAUCUCCAAAUUUACAAAGACUAUCUCAGUAUUGGUAAUUUUGCAUUUACUGUGAGGAAAACAAGGACAAAAGCAAAUUACCUACAGUGUCGCUGCGGAUAAAUGUAUUUACCGAUAAUUAUUUUGUUUUCAACAGCAAUGUGUUCAUAGAUGUAAGACUACAUAACGUUUUCAUAAAUUGUUUAUGGACAAUUUCUUUUGUCUCAAAACUGAGUAAAGUAUAUUUACAAACUAUGACUUGAUUAAAUGAUUGAAUACAGAGAGUGAUUUAAGGCUGUCAUUGGUUAAAGGCUGUCAGUGAUGGAAAGCUAGAUAUGAGUGAACUCUGUAAAUGAUUUUGAAUUUUAUAGGAAUUUUUUACGUCAUUGUCUUUCAGCCUACACAUUUUGAAAAGACUUGGUAUUGUUUUAGUAAUUGUUUCAAGACUUCAAAAUAGGGAAAUGUUAGCAGUUGUUGAAAAUUUAUUUCCGAAGGUUAAUUGAGUUGUGGAGGGCAACAGAUGUUUCUGAAAGCAUUUGCAUUGGUAGAUACUGAUGAAGACCAGCAAUUACAAACUGAAAUAUUUAUGUUACUUUUAAUUCUAUUGAAUGUGAUUUUGAAAUAUUUUUCAUGUGAUAUUUUUAGUUUUGAAAUUACAUAACAGACACUUCUCCAUCAGCUGCAUGAUAUAUACAGUUUCAGAUGAUAUUACUGAUAAUGUCAAGUUCAUUUAUUACAAUUUUUUUACUUUUACUUGGAAUAAUCUUGUCAAUACAAAUAAAACAUAAAUAAGAUUUGGAAUUGUGCAAGGAGUUUAUAUGUGCAUAACGUUGCUGAAUUGCAUAUAAGGGAUGUGAAUGUCUGAUAUGUUGACUGAUUGUAUGCUGUUUGCUCUACUUGGAUAAUUUUGAUUGAUGUUUGGAAAAGAGGACUUUACAGAUUGAUGUAUGUUGCAAUUUAUUAUUACAAUCUAGGAAGAGUUUAUAAAUCACUCUUGGAUCCAUGUAUUUUUCACAUCACCUUUCUACAUAUCAUAUGCAUGUACAAAAUAAUACAUGUAUAAUGAGUUUUUUUUUUCAAAUAUAAGGAAGUUAUUUAUGAAUGAGACUAGGAAGUUGAGAUGUAUUUGCACAUAUAAAGAAAUGUUUGAUGCAAAGCACAGAUAUUACAUUUGGCAAGUAGAGAAUUAGUGGUUUGGCAUUUUGAUUAGUGGUAGAAGUAUUUCCUCUAAAUUGUGUCUUCAGAUUGAAAAGAUUUGUAUUUUAUUUUUCUUUCUUAUAUUUCUUUAUUCAUAUUUUGGAACAUGACUUGUACAAUAAAAGAUUUCAUCAAG